UGAUACCCCGUGCGUGUCGGGCUCUCCGUGCAAUGUUGCGGUUCCCCAUGUUUGGGGUUUUGGCUUUGCUCGUGCCGGGUGGUGCGCAGUUCUUGAAGCAAAACAGCUCCCAGCUUUCCAACGAGACGUCGGCGGAUCAGCAGGCGGCGGACCAGUCGGCCCUGGCAGCGCUGCGCAGCCUCUCUCAGUGGCAGUGGAGGGCCGCGCUGGGCCUCGUCUCGGUGGUGGCGGUGGCCGCGCUUGCGCUGCGGUGCACGAAAUCCGCGCCGCUGGAGCGAGGGACGUCCGCCGCCCAGGAGGAGCUGACGGCCAUGCUGCAGGAGUCUCAAGCACAGCAGCAGCACAGCACUGGCAUCAAGUUCAAGAUGCGCCUGUUGCUGAAGCGAUGGCUCGGCAACAAGAGGGCCAACCGCAUCAUUGCUGAUGCAUCCAGCGGCACUACAAAGAACAUCAAGUUAGCCUUUGAGUUGCUAGUGCUGGUGAUGUGCCUUUUCUACUUGGACUUCAUUCUAGAUAUCCAGGCAUGUAUCACCUUCUACCAGACGAACAACCCACGGUUCCUGAUGAUGAACCUUUCUGCAAUGUUUGCCGCAGCGGUGUACACGGCCUACCACGUAUUUGUUCAUGGAGACCGGCUUUUGGCGGACCUCUCCAGGCAGGAGGUGUUCACGUUGGGUGUCGCUUACGUCUUCCAGCUGCAUGUGGUGUAUUUGUGCUGGAUCAGCUGGAAGCGCGGCAAGAAGCAUCAGCUGCUCAUCGAUUCCAAGUUCGCGGAGGCGGCCAUCGAGGCCGUGGUGUCCGCGCUGGUGCAGACCUACGCGGUGAUUUUCGGCGCCGCGACCUUGUCGGGAUAUCAGCAGCUGACGCUCUACGUCUCCAUCUUGGGCAGCUUGGCCUCGAUAUCCAACGCCUUUUCGCUCUUCGACUCGCCCAGUGGCCUGGACGAGGCCCCAGGCAACGUGGGCCAAUUGAGCCCCAAGCUGCUGCUGGUGAACGCCUUCCGCCUCUCGGAGCUCACACAGAAGAUCUCGCUCUUGGCUCUCUUCCAAUUGGCUUUCCGGCCCUUCGGGGGCUGUUUGGUGGCCUUCGCCAACUACGUGCUGCUGACGAUCUUCAUUUGGUGCUUCCAGGGCCAGGCCUCCUUUGCGCUGCCCUGCAUGUUCGCACUCAUCAACCCCAUGCUAGAGAAGUACAACGCCGUGACGCUGCCCCACAGCUUCUACUACGCCUUCCGCGCUCUGGAGACGGCGGGCCUGGUGCUGGCGGUGUGCCUGUGGCGGACGGAUCUCCAGACGCUGUACCAGCACGCUGUGCCUGCCGUGACUGCACUCUUAGUGUGUACAAUCUCCAUGGCGCUGCUGCUCCCGGUGAUCCGCUGCCUCGCUUGGCCCGGCCUGGCCGAUCCCAAGGUGUACACCAUGGCGGAGUGGACAAAGAAGCCCUUCAGUGCAGCCCAGCAUAAGCUGCGCGAGGCAGUGCUGGCAGGUCCCGAGCGUGAUACGGCUAUCCCGGUGAUGCUGGCGCCCGCUCGCCGUGUCCUGGAAGUGGCCGUGAAUAUCAACAAGACGAAUUUGGACGCGUUCAUGCAGGAGGUCGGGGAGGAAGCCAUCAGUCAAAGCUUGUCGCCGCCGCCCACGGAGUUCAUGCGCAAGGCGCUCCACGUCAUGGGCAACACGCCUUUGGAGGAAGAUUCCAAGCUGCGGCAGGGGCUGCUGAGAUUUGCGCUGCAGACACUCAACGACCACCCCUCCUUGAUGAUCAGAGUCUUCGUAGAGAGCAAGGGGAUCGAUGCUGCUGCGAACCUGAUCCUCAAGGAGUGUGCGCUUACAUGGGACGGGCUUCAGUCCUUGCUUCCGGAAGACAUCCGCAACAGCUUUCUUUGCGCAUCCAGCACGUUACUGCGCCAGGCAGACGGCGCCGCUCUGCAGGGCUUCCAAUCAUCGCCCCUGGCCCGGGCUAUGGCAGCGGCAGUGCUGGAGCACAAGAUGGAGCCCAAACUCAUGAAGGAAGUGACGGUGGCGCUGGGCGCGGUCUUCAGCGGAGUUCCACAGCGACACUUCACCGAGAGCGGGCUGUGUGCCGCCUUCUCGGGCGCCUUGGCGGAGGGCUCUCUGGAGUUGCUGUGCGCCGUGCCCAUGCUCUUCGACUUGCUCCAAGAGGAUGUGGCUGUGAACGCCCAUCUGCGGACCGCCGCCGCGCACGUGUUGCCCAGCCUCUGCCAGAUGCUCCAGCGCUUGGACGCGCAGGCAACACCUCGCGCGCCGUCCAUGGCAUAUCAGCCGCUGAAAGGCAACGCCCAGGAUGCUUUGACUGUGGUGGAGAGCAGUAUUCAAUCUCUCCUCAGGUUUCUGGCUCGCACCGCACGGUACCUCUCCAGCGCAGAUGCCAGCAGCUGCUCCUACUACCUCCAGUCUUUCCUGUCGAAAUCUCUGCAAUCGGAGCAAGAGGAGCGUCAGAACAUCGCGCAGCAGGUGCAGCUGCUGGCGGGGGCAAAGGGGCUCACACGGCACUUGGAAGAUGCAGACCUGUCAGCUGCCAAGGAGCCAUUGCUGCAGGUCGCAGCAGAAGCGGGAAGCCUGGCGGGAGCCGAAGCCUUGCUGCGCCACAGAGCCUUGCCAGAGAUGAAGGAUGUCUUUGGCUGCACGGCCUUGCACUCGGCGCUGGCAGAAUCGGAUGUGGACAUCCUGCGGCUCCUGCACUCGGCCCAAGCUGCGGCGCCCCCCGAAGCCUCCUGCGACGCAGGGCACUCGCUGAAGAGCUUUGCGGCCGCCGGCGCCUCGUGCCCCGUUUGCCAAGUUCGGCUGGGCCUCUGGCGGGGCAAAAGCGGCUCCGCGCAUUUCAUCCUGCGCUGCCAGCGCGGGCAGCUCGUGGCCUUCGUGCAGGGGGUGGAGAGCUGGAGCCUCCCGUGCACCGUGGCCGUGGGUGAGGUGCGCCCGGUGCGCUGGCAGUCUCCGGAAGCUCAGCAAGCCUGGGGCGCAGGUGCCAACGUGGAGGUGAAGGCCACAGAUGAGUUGGUGGUGUGCGGAGAGCCGGUCUUCUUCUGCCAUUGGGACGAGGAUGGUUUGGUUGGUCAGAUUAUUUUCCAAGGACCUGACGUGUUCUUUGAUGGGCAGGGAGACCGCACACGAGUCGGUGGCCACGAUUAUGUGAACAUCUUCAGCCCCAGUGCAUUCACAGAUGGUCUGCACUAUUACGAGUUUGACCUUAAGCGGAUUGUGUGCAAUGUCGAAGUUGGCGUGGCGGCGAUAGAUGGUCCAAGUCAAAGUCAGAGGUACAGAUCUGGGUCUGCUGUAAGUUUUCCAACCUGGAAAGCCCGAUUCAAGCCCCAAUACCGCGUCUACGACAUCCAGAGUGGCAGAACCACGCACGCACAACUGAAAGCAGCUCCAGAGAACUGCACAGUUGGUCUGCUGGUGGACAUGAGCAAGGCAGCCAUGGUAUGGCUGAUGGACGGAGAGGUCAUUGGGGAGCCGAUCCUGAACAUGCCGGCGACCCUUUGCCUUUUCGCCUCCCUGGACACAGAAGGCGACCACAUUGCCGUGAGGCAGCCGACUCCUCCCAGUGCAGCCAUGAAGCGCUUGGAGCCGUUGCCCAUGACACAGGGCGUACGAGACUGGCUUUGUGGUGACUGCCUCACGAGGUACAAGAAGCAGGAUGAGGUGCAGCGCUGGAAAUGCCGCAGUUGUGGUGUGGACCUCUGUGAAAGCUGCCGCUUGGGUAUGGGCAGGUUGCCGGACGGUAGCUCCAGUUUGGCCCUGGCUGCGUGGCUGGAGCCAGGGGUCCUGGAUGAAGAAAGCUCUCCAGGAUUCCAGCUGCUGCUGGAGCGGCGAUGCUGGAGUCGUGGCCAACUGGUGGAGAGCAUGGUGAUGGCCACUUUGGGGAACCACGGCCGGCGUGUGCUGCACCUCCUCUUUGAGCUGAAGCGCCGGGAUCUAAGCGAUCUGUCCUUUGACGGCCGCUUCGCCAUGCGCGAGGCCCUUGGUGCCUGCAAGUCUCAGGAGGGCAAGUCUGAGGCCGUGCUCCAGAGGAUCGCCGAGAUGGCGCUGCUCGUCGGCCUAUAUACAGCCCAGCCGCUCGCCGUGGAUGCCAUCCUUGUCUUCCAGAAGAAGAGUAGCACGAACGCACCAGUCGCAUCACCACUCAAAGAUUCCACAGAGGACCAAGCUCAAUCCCCACAGAACAGCGACGAGGAGGUGGAUUCCGACAUGUUCGAGUCUGAGUGUGAGGAGUCUGGUGACGAACAGGAAAUGCCCAAGGAGCCAUGGUUUCGCUGUGCUCAACUACCUCCACUGAUUGGCGCCCUAAGUAGCUACUGCGCAACAGGCAAAGAGCUGCAACGACACGUGCAUGAUGUUUACCCUGCCCCGAACCUCAAGGAACGUACAUGCGCUUGUGGCGCCCGAGCUGACAUGGCGUGCGCCACCUGCAACUUCGGGCAAUGCAGGCAGUGCUUCUACUUGGCCGAGCGCCCAUUGACCCUGCAGCAUCAGGACUGCUGUGCUACGAUUUCCAAGCUGCUCUCGGAGGAUCCCAGCAGCAUCAAUCAGAAGCUCCCGCGCAAUCGCAAGUUCAGCCCCCAGCCGGGAGACUUUAUGAUCAGCGAGUCCAUGGAAUGCUUGCUCUACACCCAAGUCUUUGUGCUGGAGCGGGCUGGAGCACCAUUGAAGCCCAUCCCUUGUCGAGACAAGGAUGACCUGGGAGAGGAGCCCGGCCUCGCAUCCAGCGAUGAGGAAAGUGAGGUGGAGGAGGACCCCGUUCGCCUGAAACCCAGCGGCAUGUGGGAUGAUGAUGAUUCGGAGGAGGAGACUGCAGAGGACUUGGACCAAGAGUUGUUGGACACAGCACAGUUCGGCCACAAUCCAGACAUGUCCGCCCAACCGCUGCUGCAGUUUCAACGGAAAUCCACGGCCUUUCACCUGGCAGCUGCCUCCGCCUCCCCGAGCUUUCUGCAGCUACUCUUAGAGCAUCGUGAGGAAACUCAAGAGCACGAAGUCGUGUUUGACCAACCCAACCAGGACCACUCAAUAGAGCCAAUGAACAAGGCGAUCAAGGAGUGGGUGAGGUCAGGCGUGCUCAACGGCUCCGACAUCGGGAAUUGCGUUUUUGCCUUCGACGCUCAGCAUCACUUCCAAUGGCUGAAUUUUCUCGAUGAGCUCACAGAUGAGCAGUACCCCGUGCGCUUGGUGUGCGCUCCGAAUUCUUUGUCAUUUCGCUCCGCAUCGGGGGACACUGCGCUUCAUGUGGCAGCAUGUGCCAACCAAACUGCGCAGCUGAAGUUGCUCUUAGAGCACAAGGCUGAUCCCAGAGUUCGAAACGACCGUGGAGUCACCCCUCUCAUGUAUGCGCUCAAGGUUUGCGGAGAGGAAGCAGCGCUGAUGCUGAUUUCUGCCACUGCCAAGUUCAGCCCUCAAGCACUUGACGUCAUUGACAGCACGGGAACUGCAGCCAUCCACUUUGCGGUGUACUGUGGCCCCAUCGCCUUGCCAAUGGUGAAGCGGCUCCUGGAGGAACGAGCAUCAGCUACGGCCACAACCGACCGGCAGCGAAACCCCUUGAUGUUGGCAGUUCUUGCUGGCCAGCUCCAGGUCGCCGAGCAUUUGCUCAUGCAGUAUGCAGCAUGGUCUGAUGCAGUUUCCAAGAGCAUCAACGACAAGGACGAAGGGGGGUACACGGCGCUGCAGAUGGCUUUGGUCCUGGGCCGGCCGAACUUCGCCCGGGUCCUGAUCCAGGCCCGAUGCAGCCUGGACACGGCCGACAGCCACGGGCGUCUGCCGGUGGAGCUGGCGCGUUCUGAGGGCACCUUGGCGCUGCUGUGCGCGGACGCCCGCCGGGUGCCGCUGGCCUCUCCCAACGGCACCUCGGUGCUGCACCAGGUGCUGCGGCGGAAGGGCGGGCAGGCCAUGGCGGAUCUGCUGCUGCAGCAGGUGACGCUGCAGCGCCUCGUGGACGCCGCCAAGGACUCCAGGGACAAACACGAGAUCGAGUUCCUGCUGCACCACACCGCCCAGGCGACCAAGACCUCCAGCGCCACGGAACGUGAGGAGCGCUUCAAGCAGAUCGUGGCCUCUGCCGACCAGGACGCGCUCUCCAAGGUUCUGGUGGAAAUAACGAAGAGAGAAGUGAUCUCCAUUGCUGUGGUCAAGUUUGUGGUGGGGGCUGGCGCCCGAGCGCAAGAUGCCAUCGUGCCCGCCAUUGAACGUAGACGCGUGGCCAUUCUCAGCGAGCUUUUGAAGCAAGGCCCGGAGUUGCUGCGGCAAAUCUCUUCUGAGGUUCGAGCCGCCAUCCAGGGGCUCGAAGCAACGGAGCCCAACAAGGACGUGUUCAUCACCGUUGGCAAGGCAUUGCACCGGAGUGAGGCGGAAUGGACGCAAGCAGCAAGCGGCGUGAAGACUGCGCACCCCACGCAACACCCGCAAGGCUACCGUCAGUUGGCCUUGCGGCUAAUUGAUCAGGAAGCGGGUGAUGCCAAAGAUGCCAAAGAUGCGAAAGAUGCGAAGGAUGCCCGAUUGAAACCCCCCACGUAGCGUCAAAGUUGCGCGCUGCCUAAGGCACACCGGCACAAGACCUUGACCAGUGCCUAAGUUUGGCUGGC
Effrenium voratum is the source of this 6592-nucleotide messenger RNA. NCBI's taxonomy places the organism in Eukaryota, Dinophyceae, Suessiales, Symbiodiniaceae. The record is from the annotation of a GenBank genome assembly.